Paramecium pentaurelia is the source of this 598-nucleotide messenger RNA. Lineage: Eukaryota; Ciliophora; Oligohymenophorea; Peniculida; Parameciidae. The record is from the annotation of a GenBank genome assembly.
AUGUUAAAAAAGAAUAUUCAAUUUAUAGGAAUAUUUGCAAAAGAUCAAUAAUAAGCUUAAUAAUUACUAUUGAAUCUCACUUAAUAAGCACUUUAGUUAUUAAAUGAAUAAUAUUAGAAUGAUUAAGAAUUAGAAAAUAUGCUUAAACAACUAAAACAAAAUUAUAAAUUUCCUCCUAGUAUUCAUUUGACAUCUCUGUUUGUUGGAAACAAUCCAAAAAAUCUAAAAUCUUAAGCCUUUACUGAAUUUAAAGAGAAUUUAGAUUAAGACAUCAUUAUUGAUGCUAUUGCUAUUAGUCCAAAUAAUAUUGUGACAGCCAUUUCGAAUCAUAAUUAUUAAAUACCAUUAACAAAUAAGGUAUAUAUAAUAUAUAUAUAUAUUUAAGUAUUCUCAUGUAACUACAUUACUUGGAUCAUGGAAACCUAAAGAUUCCAAUCAAUUAUUGGAGGAAGUCUUUAAAGAAAUCUCUUAUGAAGAAAUGUAAAAGUAAAUAGAAGACAAUAAAUUUUGGAAAAUAUAAUUAUUUUAAGGACAUAUAGCUUAUGUAAUCUAAUUGAAAUAAAAAAUUAUAAUCCCUGGUAUUUGUAAAAUGCAUUGA